Messenger RNA from Haliotis rubra (blacklip abalone), 1766 nucleotides. RefSeq lists its product as uncharacterized. NCBI's taxonomy places the organism in Eukaryota, Metazoa, Mollusca, Gastropoda, Lepetellida, Haliotidae. The record is from RefSeq and is a predicted model, not a curated record. The transcript is spliced from 4 exons. Bases 612 to 1160 code for a protein of 182 amino acids.
UACAACAUUUAUAUUUCAUCUCUAGAGAAAAAGGAUGUUUCUGAGAAGGAAAUCGCAGACGACAAGAAAUAUGUGGAUAAAGAACAUGACAAUAACUCUGAGGAUGAACGCACUGACAGUGAUAGUGACAGUGAGGAAGGCAGGGGCCAGCCGGUGAAGCUCAUUAAAGAUUUCGUAAGAGAUCCACGGAAGCAGGAUGUGACCUUGCAUGUGAAGGUCAUGAAGGUGGGAGAGUGGAGAAAAAGUCCAACAAGAAACAAAUCAUGGCCACUGUGGCUGAUCCAACCUCAGCUGUUGAUAUCUGUGUGAGGGAGGAAAAACUCUUUGACAAGUUCAAAUCAAAUGAAUGCAUUAUCCUGAGAAAUGUCACCUGGACUAGGAAGGUUUUAUUUGUUAAGUUCUCUUCCACGGCAACCUUUGCCGCGGAGAUUCGGGUGCCAGAAAAUAUCGUUGCCGAUGCUUUUGGGGAAGGAGACCCAGUGCCCAUAUCCGAAGUCCCAGAACUGCCUGAGUUGAGCAGGAUUAGUUAAAGAGGAAAAAUUGUGAAGCAAUCCCCUCUAACAAAACGGAAGUGCUAUGGGAAGGUGUUGUUAUAUUGCCAAGUCAAACUGAUGGAUGACACUGGUUUUGUGUAUAUGGACGUCUGGGGCGACAUUGCAGAUCAGAUACAGAUGGGCAGGGUCUUCAAGAUUAAUUCCUGCAAGAAACGAGAAUCUGAGAGGUCCCUCGACUCAUGGAUCACAACAACACCCAGGUCUACUGUGACGUACCUACCCUCCUCAGAACUAAAACAAAUCCAGAAGGAGCGUUACCAAAGAGGUAAGCUGAUGGGGAUCGACGUCACACCGUACAUGUCAUGUCCAACCCCCAGAUGUUUCCAUUUCCAACUGACAGACGGGCUAUGUGAGUCGUGUCAGCGUCAUAUCCAAGACCGGGACCAGGUGAUCUAUGGGGAGGCCAUCAUUGACAUCCGGACACAGAAAGGAAACAUUCACCAACUGACCGUCUACUGGCCCGAGCUCUGCAAACUGUUCGGAUUGUUCAAGAAGGACAUCCCACCAGGAAUCGAUAAGGAGAAGAUUGUCCAAACAUUUAUGGAUCUCGCGGAAAAGCCCGUGAAGUACCAGGCAUGUGGGAUCGUCAGAAAGUUUAAACGGUAGACAGAAAUACAGCCCUGGGUGUGUGAUGUGCUGGCAAAUUUGUGACCUUCUAUCUCUUAUAUGGGUCAAAGACUAUUUAGAUGUAAUAUGGAGCUUUGAAUCGUAGUGCUUAUGGAGUAAUGUGUGCUUUAUUUAUCACGUAGUGUGUAUUGUAAAUCUGAAUACAUGUUAAGGUGAUGGUUUAUGAGCUAUAAGUGUAAUGUAGAUUCAGUAGAUUGUAAAUAUUUUGGACCUUGAAUUGGUACAAAGAACAUCACAAACAACAUUUGCUGACCAGGUAGACAGUGAGAUGUAUUCUGCAGCUUUGAAUCAUGGUGAUGAUGAAUUAUGUGCUGCUAUACUUGUCAUGUUGAGUUUGUGUCAUUUGUAGUCAUACAUCAAGUCUUCACAUAUCUAUUUUUCAAACUGCCUUUGAUAAACAUCUAUUAGUUUUCGGUUUGGGUUCAACAUGUCCAUACUGUCAUUGUCUUUCCAGGAAUAGAAAAUAGAAAUAACAAUUCCUUUCGCUGUGUUGAAAUGAAUAUAUGUUCUCAUGCUGAUGCCACAUGCUCCCAGAAGCUUCAGGGACCAUUCAUUAAAUGAAACAGAACUGUUUCUGAAAUACCA